AUGUAUAAGCUUGACCAGCGCUUCGUGAAAAACAACCGCGACCCUGAAGACGUGGCCUUUGGAGCCGCGGCAAAGGAGGAUGGACGGCUAUUCUAUAACGACGCCGGUUUCCUCCUCGCGCUGGCUUUUGCGGACGGCGCUCUGUACGGGUACGACACCUUCGCCGACCUUCGCCAACAGGUCAUCCCUCCGGACCGGGAUGAGAUCCCGCUUCGGUUCAAGGACGAAGUGUUAGAUUUGCCCAUUGCUCGCAAAUGUACCAAGAAGGACGGCGUGACCAACGAUCCAAUGUCCCAGAACCAAUUCCGCACCAUUUCUCAGAGCAGUCUUGUUAAUGCCGGGUACCAUUGGAGACUCCAGAUCCAUGCUAUUCGACGUCAAGUGGGGAAGGGAUUGGACAUGGCGAACUGCUCUUCGGUCGACGGCCAGGCCGCUUUUCGAGAGGAGGAGAGUGACCACCGGCACGUCGAGUAUUUCCAAGGCCUCGAAAAAUUUCGCGAGAAUGGUCUGCCUACUCGACUCCCUGCCCACCUCGAGAAAGAGGUGGAACGAGACCCUGAGCUUUGUACUCUUAAGGCCGAGGUCCAACGACUCAGAACCGAGGGAAAGAAUCAAGACUUCACCGUUGCCCAGCGUCGUUUAACGACACAUUCUACGAGACUCAAGAAAGCUGCACUGGAUCUCUACCAGGAAUGCUGGAUCCAGGAGCGCCGAGACUGGAUUGUUCAGAGCCGUGGAAGGCAGAAGGCCAAAGACGGAUCCAAGACGGUGUUGGCCCCGAGCAUUUACAAUCUGUUCCCCGAACGGGGACGGCUGGCGCGGGCAAUGGCAUCGACCCACGCGCUACCGGUAGAGGAGAUGUGGGCCGCCUUACAGGAUCUUGUCACUCUCUGCCGUCGAGACAUGGACACUGUGUACCUCCCCGGCUCGCGUCCUGUUGACGGUCUCUGCCCCAUUUGUCAACGGAGGAUGAAAAGGUACGUUUCCAACAUGCUGCCACUUACGUAUUUUGGUUGA
Messenger RNA from Capronia coronata CBS 617.96, 1017 nucleotides. RefSeq lists its product as uncharacterized. The coding region runs from base 1 to 1017 and encodes 338 amino acids. The transcript has 3 exons. Lineage: Eukaryota; Fungi; Ascomycota; Eurotiomycetes; Chaetothyriales; Herpotrichiellaceae. The record is from RefSeq and is a predicted model, not a curated record.